AUGCCUGCAGACCAAGCAACAGAUGAUAUCCUCGUCAUUGGGAUUGACUUUGGCACUACAUUCUCGGGUGUUGCCUGGGCAUAUUCGGGACAACCAGACGAGAUCGAACAGAUCACCAACUGGGAUACGGAAUUCAACCACUGCUCGGACAAGGAGAAGACUCCCACCUCGAUUCUCUAUGGAGACGAAGACGAAGCCACAAUGUGGGGUUAUUCCAUACCACCCAACAAGGACGCACUCAAGUGGUUCAAACUGUUACUUCUGGACGACAAGGACAUCUCCAAGGAUGUCAGUGCUUCAUCUCAACUUCACGAAGCUCGACGACUCAGAGAUGUGGCCAACAAAGACCCGGCCGAAAUCAUUAGUUGCUUUCUUCGAAACCUCUGGAAUCAUUCCAUGGACAGCAUCAGGCGUUCUAUCGGAGCCGGCUUGCUCCAAAAUAGCAAAUUCCAUGUGGUAGUCACCAUGCCAGCUAUUUGGCCGCACUAUGCACAACAAAGAAUGAAGCGAGCGGUUAAUCUCUCUGGAGAUACUAUUGUUGUUUGUGACGCCGGUGGUGGAACAGUUGAUCUUAUCAGCUAUAUUAUUGAGUCAGUUGAUCCUUUCGUGGUCAAAGAGUGUGUCAAAGGCGACGGGGGUUUAUGUGGCGGUGUGUUCCUCGACGAAGAAUUCGUCAAAUUGAUCAAGCGCAAAAUGACUGCAGUUGCAUGGAACAGAGUUGAGAAAGCUGAACAAAGGAAGGUCUUGAAUGAUUCAUGGGAGCAUGGCAUCAAGCCACAAUUCGAAAACCAGUCAAGAACUUGGCUAUUUGACCUCCCAGAAGGUUGUGGUGUGAAGUCGGGACGCUUAAAGCGGCGCCGAACGAUAGACUUGAGCUCAGAAGAGAUCUUGUCCGUUUUCUCACCGGUGGUCAAGAAGAUACUAAAGCUAGUUGAGGACCAAGUUCAAGCCGUCGUCAAAAAGUACUCAACCUAUCCGAAGUACAUUAUCCUUGUUGGUGGGUUUGGACGCAGUCGGUACCUCUUCAAUCGACUGCAGGCUGAGUACAGAUCCGACGUUCUCCAAGGUGCAGGAAACAAGCCAUGGACCGCAAUUUGCCGUGGUGCCGUCGUUCAUGGUCUCAUGAACAUGGGUCUCUCGCCGAACCUUCACGUUGCCGUUGGAGCCAGAAUUGCUCGUAUCAGCUACGGGAUCGAACAUGACACUGCCUGGAUUGAAGGAAAGCAUCAGGAAUGUGAUAAACGGUGGAAUGAACCACAACGGAGAUACCAAGCAACGAAUCAAAUGCAUUGGUUCCUGGUCAAGGGUGCCGACAUGAACAGCAAGAAACCGGUUACUCAAAGCUACUUCAAGCUUCUUGACAAGCCUGUUUCCAGCGUUAGCGAGGAGAUAUGGUUUUCGUCAACCUCGCCGCCUCCAUCAACAAAAGACUCUACGGUUCACAGAAUGUGCCAGAUGGCAUGGAACCAAAAAGUUUCAUUCGAGUCGCUCCCAACAUGGACCAACAGUAUUGGAAAAGUCUAUCAUAGACUCAAUUUCGACAUCAAAAUGGCUUGUGAAGACGGCACAGUCGAAUUCAUGAUCUACUAUCAAGGAAAACGAGUGGGCGGACAGCACGUGGAGGUCGAGUUUGAUUGA
Molecule: messenger RNA, 1638 nt
Organism: Ilyonectria robusta
Lineage: Eukaryota; Fungi; Ascomycota; Sordariomycetes; Hypocreales; Nectriaceae
Exons: 9
Coding region: 1-1638 (545 amino acids)
Source: RefSeq, a predicted model, not a curated record